CUUGAAAAGGAACACAACUCAGACGCUGCAAAAUAUUUCCAUUUUCUACUGUACUGUAUGUUCAGGGUUUCCAGCCAUGCAGAAUCUCAGGACUCCAUUCAGAGGUAUUGCAGAGGAUGUUAGGGGAAGAAUAGCCUGCUAUAAGCAAGAUUGGGUUGCUGGAAUCCGGUCCGGAAUAGGGAUACUUGCUCCAACAGCAUAUAUCUUUUUUGCUUCUGCUCUUCCUGUGAUUGCCUUUGGAGAGCAACUGAGCAGGGACACAGAUGGCAGCUUGAGCGCUGUGGAAACCUUGUCCUCCACUGCUAUUUGUGGUAUCAUGCACUCCAUUCUUGGCGGGCAGCCUCUUCUGAUACUGGGAGUUGCAGAGCCCACCAUUAUCAUGUACACUUAUCUCUACAAGUUUGCUAAAGAUAGGAAAGAUUUGGGACAAGAACUCUAUUUGGCUUGGACCGGAUGGGUUUGUGUGUGGACAGCUCUGAUGUUGUUUCUUCUGGCGAUAUUCAACGCUGGUCGGGUGAUAAACCGGUUCACAAGGAUUGCAGGGGAAACAUUUGGCAUGCUAAUCGCGGUUUUGUUUAUUCAAGAGGCAAUUAAGGGAAAGGUGAGUGAGUUUAAUGUUCAAAAAGAUGAAGAUCCAAAGUCAGAUAAAAACCAGUUUCAGUGGCUUUACACCAAUGGGCUGCUAGGGGUCAUAUUUUCUCUUGGCCUUCUCUACACUGCCUUGAAAAGCAGAAAGGCAAGGUCAUGGUGGUAUGGCACAGGCUGGUUCAGAAGCUUCAUUGCUGAUUAUGGAGUUCCUUUGAUGGUUCUGGUUUGGUCAGUACUUUCAUACGGCAUACCGGGCAAAGUUCCAUCUGGUGUUCCCAGAAGGCUCUAUAGUCCCCUUGCUUGGGAUUCUGGAGCAACACAUCACUGGACUGUUAUCCAGGAUAUGGGAAGGGUUCCUGCUGCAUACAUCUUUGCGGCCUUGAUUCCAGCCAUGAUGAUUGCGGGGCUUUAUUUCUUCGACCACAGCGUAGCUUCCCAGCUCGCGCAACAAAAGGAGUUUAAUCUGAAGAACCCUUCAGCAUACCAUUAUGACAUCUUCCUCUUGGGAUUUAUGACUUUGCUUUGCGGUUUACUUGGACUGCCUCCUUCAAAUGGUGUCCUGCCACAAUCCCCUAUGCACACUAAAAGCUUGGUUGUUCUUAAAAGACAGCUGAUGAAGAAGAAGAUGGUAGAAACAGCAAAGGAAAGUAUAAGGCAAAAGGAGAGCAAACAAGGAAUAUAUGGCAAGAUGCAAGCAGUGUUCAUAGAGAUAGACAGUUCAUCCAUUUCUGCAGUGGAUAAGGAACUAGAAGACUUGAAGGAGGCUGUAAUGAAGAUUGGAAAUGAAGGAGAAAAGGGGAAUAAUGACACAUUCGAUCCCGAGAAACACAUUGAUGAUUACCUGCCUGUUCGGGUUAACGAGCAGAGAGUGAGCAAUCUGUUGCAGUCCGUGCUGGUUGCAGCAUCAGUAUGUGCAGUGCCGGUGAUGAAGAAGAUCCCGACCUCGGUCCUUUGGGGAUAUUUCGCCUACAUGGCCAUGGAUAGCCUUCCAGGCAACCAACUCUGGGAAAGAAUCCUGCUCCUGUUCAUCACACCAGCAAGAAGAUUCAAGGUUCUAGAGGGAGCUCAUGCAUCAUUUGUGGAGACUGUACCAUUCAGACACAUAGUGAUAUUCACAGUGUUCCAAUUUGUAUACUUGCUGCUCUGCUAUGGAGUCACCUUGAUCCCCAUAGCCGGCAUUCUCUUCCCCGUGCCGUUCUUUCUGCUGAUAACCAUAAGACAACAUCUCCUACCUAAGCUGCUGCCUCCUCGGUUCUUGCAAGAACUUGAUGCAGCUGAGUACGAGGAAAUUGCCGGUGCCCUUCAGCCUUCCCUCAGCUUCUCCUUCAGGGAGAUGGAAGUACACAAUAUUCCUGGAAGUGAGGAAGGUGAAGCGGGAAUGAACGACGCGGAGCUGUUGGAUGAACUAACAACAAGCAGAGGAGAGUUAAAGCUUAGGACUAUCAGCUUUGAAGAUAAACGCCCUCAGAUUUAUCCAACGGAUCACUCUACAGACUCUGAAAUAGAGGAGUCGCAUUGAUCUGAAGCAAAUUGAAGACAUGAAGUUAAUGUAUGGUUUAAAUUACUGUACUGUAUAC
Molecule: messenger RNA, 2165 nt
Organism: Ipomoea nil (Japanese morning glory)
Lineage: Eukaryota; Viridiplantae; Streptophyta; Magnoliopsida; Solanales; Convolvulaceae
Product: boron transporter 4
Exons: 13
Coding region: 77-2107 (676 amino acids)
Biological process (GO): monoatomic anion transport; monoatomic ion homeostasis; transmembrane transport
Cellular component (GO): plasma membrane
Molecular function (GO): solute:inorganic anion antiporter activity
Source: RefSeq, a predicted model, not a curated record